UGGCUCUUGCACAUCACAGCCCAACUUCCUUUACAAGUAACAUUUCACUCAUGCCAACAACAAGAGGUCAGAAGCGCGACGCAGACAUGGAAGCCGCACUCAAAACAUUCUUCUCGUCACCACGUUUCGCUGUGGCAGGCGCAUCCUCUGACCCCUCCAAAUUUGGACACAGAGUGUUCGCAUGGUACCUCCAGCACUCCCUCCCCGCAACACCCAUCAACCCCCGCUCUUCCACCAUCUCUGUCCUCAACCGCGACCACACCACCGUCCCAUCACCGACCGCACUAUCAGACCCAGACGCCUCUUCUUACUCGUUGUCCAUCAUCACACCGCCGGCUGUCACCAAGCAGCUGCUGAAAGAGGCCAAGGAGGCUGGCGUGCCUGCUGUGUGGUUGCAACCAGGUAGCUUCAAUGAUGAUGUGCUGGUGUAUGCGCAAGCGAAUUUCAAAGCUGCGAUAGCUGGAGAUGGCGGGAGAGGUGGAGAGGGGUGGUGUGUGCUAGUUGAUGGGGAGGCGGGGUUGAAGGCUGCUGGGAGGGAGUGGUCAAGGUUGUAGGAUGUCGAGGAUUUUCAUUUAAUGACGCGUCAGUACCGGCGUUCAGUA
Macroventuria anomochaeta is the source of this 602-nucleotide messenger RNA. RefSeq names its product NAD(P)-binding protein. NCBI's taxonomy places the organism in Eukaryota, Fungi, Ascomycota, Dothideomycetes, Pleosporales, Didymellaceae. The transcript is spliced from 2 exons. The coding region runs from base 51 to 554 and encodes 167 amino acids. The record is from RefSeq and is a predicted model, not a curated record.